GGUCUCUACGGGAAACAGGGGAGGAACUUUGACCGGUGGUCCAGUUUACAGUUAGCACCCUGCUAGCUGUUUUCUGCAUAAUUUUCCUCUAUUUUUUGUGGAUUUCAUAUGCAGAGAGAUGUGGUUUAUUUAUUUACUCAGCUGGCUGUCGUUGGUGAUCCAGAUAUCCUUCGUCACUCUAGCUAUAGCUGCUGGCCUGUACUACUUGGCAGAACUAAUAGAAGAAUACACAGUAGCCACCAGUCGAAUAAUCAAGUACAUGAUACUGUUCUCCACAGGUGUGCUGGCAGGUCUGUAUGUGUUUGAAGGCUUCCCUGUGUUUAUGGUGGGAGUCGGCCUCUUCACCAACCUGGUGUACUUCGGCCUCCUGCAGACGUUUCCCUACAUUCUGCUCAGCUCCCCAAACUUCAUCCUCUCCUGUGUGUUAGUGGUGGUGAACCAUUAUAUGGCCUUCCAGUACUUUGCACAAGAGUAUUAUCCAUUCUCAGAGGUGUUGGCAUACUUCACCAUCUGCCUGUGGGUGAUCCCCUUCGCCUUCUUUGUGUCGCUGUCAGCAGGAGAAAACGUGCUACCAUCCACCAUGCAACAAGGAGAUGACGUGGUGUCCAAUUACUUCACCAAGGGCAAGAGAGGAAAGAGGUCUGGCAUCCUCCUCGUGUUCUCAUUCCUCAAGGAGGCGGUGCUGCCCAGCCGACAGAAAAUGUACUGAAGGGCUCGGACCCGGAGUGAGGCCUUGGGGUUCGGAUAUGUGUGAGUGCGUGAGUGUUUGUAAGUUCAUGGGAAGCAGGAAGGACUGUGGAAUGAAAUCUGUCUGUGGAUGGGACUAAAACGAAGUGGAGGCCAAUAUGGAAAAAGAAGAGGACGGACCAAUGAACAGGACAGAGCCCCGUGCUGGACGAGUUUACACCGGCCAUGUUUGUCUGUCUGUGUGCGUACUGACUGCCAACUACAUCUACUAGAGUUCUCACUGACGGGAUCUUCUCUGUAGCGUAAUGCUUUCUUAUCGUCACGUUGGACUUCUCCAUUUUUUAAGCUUUGGUAUGAAAAUAAGUGUGCUGGGUCUGAAAAUAACCAACAACACAUGUAAACUUUCACUGUGGCAGAUAAAUCAUCAUCAGUUGUUUUCUUAAGAUACAUCUGCUGUCUAACACUUGUACUUUUUAUACACAGAAGCAGCAUUUAAGAUGUCAACCAGUUAAAGGAGCCUUUUAAAAAUGAAUGAGACAUAAUUUAGGUAAUAUCUGGCUAAAUCCUGAUGUCAAAGCUUUGAUUUUGGUGCCAAGUGAUCCCAGAAAGCUGCUGGAAAAUGCCAGACGGCUUAUUCAGAUCACCCAAAAUAGAAGUAAUGAAUCAGCUGUGGUUUAAGAUGUCUCAUGCUUAGAGUACUCUUAUUUGUUGCAUCACAUUAAUAAAAAAGGCACAGACAAAGGCAGAUAAAAAAAAACAAUGGAAAUAUAAUUUGGAUGAUUCAAAAGCAGCCACAUAAAUGCACUUUUUCUUCCUUUCUUUGUUCUCCUUGUCUUAAGUCAACACAUCCAUGUAUCACCAGCGCUUUAGUCUUCAACACACGUCUUUUUUGACUUUUUUUAAAAAUCGAAAUAUUUUUUACAUGGUCCUUGACAUCAAAAACAACAUCAGAGUAAAAACGCACUUCAGAAGAUAAAACCUGCUGCGACGACUCCCAAAAGCUCGCAGGUGUCAGGGACAAAAGCUGCUCAGAGUAGUUCAAUCAAAAACAAGGCUGAAAUUCUUUUUACCAAUUACCAAGAGUGAUUCAUAGUAGGUUGGUAUGCACAUGACUGUAAAGUAAAAUAAAAAGGUUUUGUUGAAAUAA
Molecule: messenger RNA, 1834 nt
Organism: Cheilinus undulatus (humphead wrasse)
Lineage: Eukaryota; Metazoa; Chordata; Actinopteri; Labriformes; Labridae
Gene: tex261
Product: testis expressed 261
Exons: 6
Coding region: 119-709 (196 amino acids)
Biological process (GO): endoplasmic reticulum to Golgi vesicle-mediated transport
Cellular component (GO): COPII-coated ER to Golgi transport vesicle; endoplasmic reticulum membrane; Golgi membrane
Molecular function (GO): COPII receptor activity
Source: RefSeq, a predicted model, not a curated record